AUGGGCGCGGGGCUGUGCUGAGAGUAAUGUUACCAGCGCCGCGAGUGUGAGGAGGCUGCGUAUCGAUCCCGCGCUCAGCCAUUGCGGUGCACCGGGCUGCACAGCGACCCAGCCAGCGCUGGGGCCGGGCGGGCGGCCGCGGGAGCGUCUCUGGGGCUCGGGGCCGAGCUAGGGCUGCGUGCCGACUCUGUCUGACACGGAAAAUCAGCAAAAAUGGGCAAAGGCGAUCCUAAGAAGCCGAGAGGUAAAAUGUCUUCAUAUGCCUUCUUUGUGCAAACCUGCCGGGAGGAGCACAAGAAGAAACAUCCAGAUGCUUCAGUGAACUUCUCAGAGUUCUCAAAAAAAUGCUCAGAACGAUGGAAGACUAUGUCUUCUAAGGAGAAAGGGAAGUUUGAAGAUAUGGCAAAGGCUGACAAGCUUCGUUAUGAAAAAGAAAUGAAAAACUAUGUACCACCUAAGGGGGAAACAAAAAAGAAGUUCAAGGACCCAAAUGCACCGAAGAGGCCUCCUUCGGCUUUUUUCUUGUUUUGCUCUGAGUUUCGUCCAAAAAUCAAAGGAGAGCAUCCUGGUCUGUCCAUUGGAGAUGUCGCAAAGAAACUGGGAGAGAUGUGGAACAACACCGCUGCAGACGAUAAACAGCCUUAUGAAAAAAAGGCUGCUAAGCUGAAGGAGAAGUAUGAAAAGGAUAUUGCUGCAUACCGGGCCAAAGGGAAGGUUGAUGGAGGCAAAAAAGUAGUUGCCAAGGCUGAGAAGAGCAAGAAGAAGAAGGAGGAGGAGGAAGAUGAGGAUGAAGAUGAAGAGGAUGAAGAUGAUGAAGAGGAGGAAGAAGAGGAGGAUGAAGAUGAUGAUGAUGAUGAAUAAGUCUCUUUUAGAGCAAUUUCUUUCUUGUCUAUAAAGCAUUUAACCCCCCUGUACACAAUUCACUCCUUUUAAAGAAAACAAAAUUGAAAUGUAAGGCUGUGUAAGAUUUGUUUUUAAACUGUACAGUGUCUCUUUUUUUGUAUAGUUAACACACUACCGAAUGUGUCUUUAGAUAGCCCUGUCCUUAGUGGUAUUUCAAUGGCCACUAACCUUGCCUGGUACAGUGUGGGGGUUGUAAAUUGGCAUGGGAGUUAUAAAGCAGGUUCUUGUUGGUGCACAGCACAAAUUAGUUAUAUUCGGGGAUGUAGUUCAUUUCCCAUCUUCAGUUGUCUCUGAUGCAUCAUAAAAAUAAUUGUUGUUCUGUUAACUGAAUACCACUCUGUAAUUGCAAAAAAAGAAGAAAAAAAGUUGCAGCUGUUUUGUUGACAUUCUGAAUGCUUCUAAGUAAAUACAAUUUUUUUUUAUUAGUAUUGUUGUCCUUUUAAUAGGUGCCCUUGAGAAUCACACUUUUUCUUUUCUCUCUCUCUCUUUUUUUUUUUUUUUUUUUUUUUUUUGAGGGGAACUCAUCUUUUGCUUUAUUGAAUGCCCAUAUGGGAUCACGGGAAUAUUACAGUUUUCAUCUUUCAUAUAACCAGCUGAUAAACAAAGCUUUGAUCUGCAUACCCUGCAUUAUCAUGAUAGGGUAAGAAAAGAAAUAUAUAGGCAUAUGAUGAAAGAAUAUACUUCCAUAACUGGAAACAAAACAAAAAAAUUCAAUCUCAGCAAACUGAUACUUGUUCUGAUUUUUGUGAAAUGUAAUAUUCUAUCGAGUUGCAUGAAUUUACCAGUCUUGGAGAGUUGAGAAGUACAGAGUUCAAUUUUACAGAAAUUAAAUACUUUGGGGGGUGGGGAGGGAGGGAAUGUUAAAUUUCGUCCUAGAAGGACCCAUAGGAAGAGUGUAUGUCCAUCCGGUGUAGAGAAAUUUACAUGUGUGACUCUGUUACCAUGUAAUGGAAGUUAUAUUUGUAAAUCUCUGAACACCUGAGAGCGAUGAGCGUACCUAAAAUGUGUAAAGUUAAAAGCAUGAAAUGACCAUAUUAUUUUUUGGUGACAGGUCUGGUGAUGGCCACGGGCUUUAUACCACGAAACUCCUGGUAGCAAAUGGCCCACAAGAAAUGAAUUUUCUUUCUAAGAUUUCUAUAAAUGAUACCAUUAUUAUUUGUUAAAUCUAUGUAAAUUCAUAUUUGUAUUCUUGAAAUUCUAGUUUUAGCCCUUUAAAAAAAGUUGUAUAUUGUCUCAAAUUGAAAAUGAGAUAAGAUGUAUUUUUCCUGUUAGGUUUUAUACCGCACUCUUGAUGUUUGCCCAUUUUUAAGUUAAAUAUAGUUGUAUGGAAAAGUACAUUUUAUUAAAUUUUGCAUUAAAAAGUUAAAUGUUUAUGGUAUACCAACAAUGUCUAAUUUGGUCAAAUACAGUUCUCUUCCAAAACCAAAGCUAAGGGGUUUUUUGCAUAUUUAGUAAAACUUCAAGUGCUGGCAGCUGUAACUAUUUUCACAUAUACCUGCUUACCAGUUUGGGGGACAAUUUGGCAAUUUUGUGGUUACAAAAUUAUGGUUCUCUUAAGUGCCAGUGUUUAAAAAAAAAAAAAAGCAUUCUUGUAAUUUUACACGCUUUUGUGAUGGAGUAUUGUUUUGUUAUACAAUUUUGACUUUCAGAUUCUUAUUUCAAUUUGCAUUUAUGUAUAACUUCAGGAGAAAUAUUGAACAUCUGAAAUCCUGGAUGAUACUAAUAAACUAAUAAUUGCAGAGGUUUUAAAUACUUAA
Chiroxiphia lanceolata (lance-tailed manakin) is the source of this 2660-nucleotide messenger RNA. RefSeq names its product high mobility group box 1 (gene HMGB1). Gene Ontology annotation, cellular component: nucleus. The coding region runs from base 214 to 861 and encodes 215 amino acids. Gene Ontology annotation, biological process: regulation of transcription by RNA polymerase II. The record is from RefSeq and is a predicted model, not a curated record. Gene Ontology annotation, molecular function: DNA binding, bending. NCBI's taxonomy places the organism in Eukaryota, Metazoa, Chordata, Aves, Passeriformes, Pipridae. The transcript is spliced from 5 exons.